Molecule: messenger RNA, 1560 nt
Organism: Lathyrus sativus (Indian pea)
Lineage: Eukaryota; Viridiplantae; Streptophyta; Magnoliopsida; Fabales; Fabaceae
Source: the annotation of a GenBank genome assembly
AUGGCUUCUUUGGAUAUCUUCCUCUUCUCUCUCAGUACAGCCUUUUGUACUCCUUUCGCCGUUUACAUUCAGAUCCAGGGAUGUUUCAUUUGCUUAACACUUGCGCUUGGGUGGGCUCUUGCUUCUUAUGUUAGGAACAGAGAGAUAAAACAAAUGAAGGAUGCUAUGAAGAAUGGGAAUAGUUUAUCUUUCCUUUGUCAUGACAUUAAUGAACUUGAGCACUCCUAUCAGGCCAAUCUUCCAAGGGUAACAGUAGUUAUGCCCCUGAAAGGAUUUGGGGAACACAAUCUCCACAACUGGAGGAGUCAGAUAACAUCUCUUUACGGUGGCCCUAUAGAGUUUCUUUUUGUGGUAGAAAGCACAGAAGAUCCUGCUUACCGUGCAGUAUCACGGCUAAUAUCAGAAUUCAAGGAUGAUGUUGAUGUUAAGGUUAUCGUAGCUGGUUUAUCAACAACUUGUAGUCAAAAAAUUCACAAUCAAUUGGUUGGGGUGGAGAAAAUGCACAAAGACAGCAAGUAUGUAUUGUUUUUGGAUGAUGAUGUUAGGAUACAUCCUGGAUCAAUCGGAGCGCUCACUCGUGAGAUGGAGAAAAACCCUAAGAUAUUUAUUCAAACUGGAUAUCCUCUUGAUUUGCCAUCUGGAAGUCUAGGGAGUUACUGCAUCUAUGAAUAUCAUAUGCCUUGUUCGAUGGGAUUUGCCACUGGUGGGAGAACAUUCUUUCUGUGGGGAGGCUGUAUGAUGAUGCAUGCUGAUGACUUCAGGCAAGAUCGUUAUGGUGUAGUCUCGGGACUUAAAGAUGGUGGAUACUCCGAUGAUAUGACUCUUGCAGCCAUAGCUGGGGCUCAUAAAAGACUUAUUACUUCUCCCCCAGUUGCUGUCUUUCCUCACCCCCUUGCCAGUGAUCUUAAUUUUGGAAGAUACUGGAAUUACUUGAGGAAACAAACAUUUGUUUUGGAGUCAUAUACAACAACUGUUAACUGGGUGAUGAAUCGUGCAUUGUUUGGUGUUCACUGCUAUUUGUCAUGGGGAUUUGUAGCACCAUUCUUUAUGGCAACGAUUCAUCUUGCAGCGGCAUUUAGAUUUUAUAGUUUGGGAUACUCACUUGAAGAAGUGACCUAUACUCCUGCUGGGUUAUCACUGGUGAGCUUCCUAGCCAUAUGCACUCUUGUGGAACUUCUUUCAAUGUGGAAUUUGACAAGGAUAGAAGUUCAACUAUGCAACAUGCUGUCUCCAGAGGCACCACAACUAUCUCUUGCUGCCUAUAAUUGGUGUCUUGUGUUUAUUGCGUUGCUAGUGGAUAAUUUUCUAUACCCUCUGUCUGCGAUCAAGUCUCAUUUUUCUCAAUCUAUCAACUGGUCUGGUAUUUGGUACUAUUUAAAAGAUGGAAAAAUUAUUAAGAUUGAAAGAACUGAAAGAGGCAAGGAUAUGACUCCAGUUUUCACAGACUUGGGAGGGAAACAUUUAUACGGAAAGAAAGGGAUACCUGCCAAAGGUUCAUUCAUCAGUUCUUUGUCCAGAACUCUUGCACAAUGGCAUCAACCCAAAAAAUUUGAUAAUUAG